This is a messenger RNA of Brenthis ino (lesser marbled fritillary), 1065 nucleotides long. NCBI's taxonomy places the organism in Eukaryota, Metazoa, Arthropoda, Insecta, Lepidoptera, Nymphalidae. The record is from the annotation of a GenBank genome assembly.
AUGAAAGAGGUAAUGGAGGUAUCACCAGACGCGCCUAGGCGCACCCGCGCGGCUUUAGCCGAGAUACCCGCGCGACUUGACCGUCUGCGUGUAACGCCUUUACGCACUUUAACCAAUACUAGGGAAGUGUCACCGUCUCUCCCACCAGGAUACUUGAGCCCUGCACCGUCUCCUGAUGAGUUUCUCAUUCAACAGAGAGGUCGCAAGCGUCUCCCUGUGACAUGGUCGCCGGACAUCGACCUAAAGCGAUCAACCUUCCUAUCAACAGUACGUACACCACCGAAAAAUACUCCAGGUAGGAACUCUCCUCCAAAGCUAGGUGUUACAUUACGUUCUACACCAAGAAAACGUCUCCUAUUAGGGGAUAUCGAACGCGUACCUCUAACCCCCGAAAAGAUAGACUUCAGUGACUUAAGUACACCUCAGAAAUUCAAAAUUAAUAGUCCAAUUAAACUCACCCCACCAAUAAAACGUAUGCGUCUGGAAAAAACGUUCGACGGAGAAUUUAAGGGUCCUUUAGACACCGCUUUAAAAGGGCUAAGUCCAACCCAACUUAUCCAUAUGAUAAAAAGAAUCACCCACAAACACCCUGAAGUGGAGCAAGAGAUACGUCAAGAUAUGCCCACACCAGACUUGUCGCCAUUGGAAGAAAAACUGUGCUAUCUUAAAUCUAACAUAUUUAAGAGCUUACCAACUUCUCGUUUGACAUCGAAAACCGAUUCGCCGGCAUACACCCGUGUAGCGACUCACUUGGCCGCGUUUAAGAAGUGUUUAGUUGAACAGGGGAAAGUGCUAGUAGAGUCACAGCAUUGGGAGUCUGUAAUAAAGUAUGUUUUCUUGGCAUGGUCUUAUGUCCGAGCGACACCGGUUUGGGAUAACCAACCCCACAAUGCUCAUCGCAAACAAUGCUUUAAAGCACUCAAUAAUUUUUGUAUGACGGCCCUCAAAAAGGGUGGCUUUACUAAAGAUUUUAUAGUCGAUAUCGAAGAUAAACUACAAGGUAUGGAGGCUGAUAGUGAAGAAGUACAGUCUUGUAUUAAAUAUGUUCAAGGGCUAAUGCAAAAU